CUCAUUCAGUAGUACGUAGUAUUUAUUACCCAUACAUUCAUUCAUUCAUUCCUUCACAUCCCAACAUUUUCCUCCGUACAACAAACCAACCACUGCAAUCCAUUAUUUCAGCACUACUUCUCAUCAAGACCAACCGCCAAAUCCUCAUCACAACUUAAUUUCAAUUUCAUGUGCAACCCAGAAACAACAUAGCAUCAAAUCCAACCAAGGAAUCUUUGUUUAGCCCAGUUAAUUUCAUUCAAUCAAAUGAUUCAUGAUAUGCCUGACUCCACUCGCUCGGCUAUGACAAGAACCUCCGACUCCAUUUACGACAAUGAUUUCCUUGAGCUGGUGUGGGAAAAUGGUGAGGUUGUUGCACGAGGAGGUUCAUCAAAUAAAUCACCCAGCAUAAAAAGAACAAGGUUGAACCCUUUAUACUCACUUGAAGAUCACCUUUCCCCUCUAAAGGAAUCUGACAUGAGCUCUUCGUAUCAAAGCAAUGCCCAAGAUUCCUGUCAUUCCAGCCAAAACAAGAAUUCCUGCAAGCUUAACGAGGAACUUGAAAACUUAUUAAGACCAGCAAAGGACUCCAAGCCCGUUACCCCAGGACAUGCUCUCUUACAGCAGUGCUCAUCUUCAUCUCCUCUCAAGAAACAAAGAACUCAUUCAACUCAGACACCACCAACACCGCCAAACACACGGAACAUGGGGUUUCAUCAAACAACAGCUAAAGUGAACUUCUCCAAUUUUUCGAUACCUGCAGUCUUUCUCAAAUCCAGUACUUGUCAUGGAAGCAGUACAACUCAGCAGACAAAAAAUUAUUCAUAUCCAGCGAGAGUGGAGGAGAUUGAAAGAAGUGAAAAACCACCCCCACCCCUUGAUGAGCACUCUGAAGCUAUUGGUCUUGGAAUCCACAGACACCAAGCUCAACAAGCACUUAGAGCCAAGGAAAAAGCUUAUAAUAUUAAUAACACUAUCUGUAAAGAACCGUUCCUAGCUUCUUCUGUGUGCUCUCUUGGAGCUUCAAACGACCCAAAUGUUGGUAUCAGGAAAGAUGAGGACACCGACGACUCAAAUUAUUUAAGUGAUAAUGACGAAGAGCCUGAAAAUAUGGUAAAGCAAGAUAGGGAGGGAAACAGACUCAAGAGAACCAGAAACGCUGAGGUUCAUAACUUAUCUGAAAAGAAGCGCAGAGAAAAAAUCAACAAGAAGAUGCGUACAUUGAAAGAGCUCAUACCAAAUUGCAAUAAGGUGGACAAAGCAUCAAUGCUUGACGAUGCCAUCGAGUAUCUGAAAACUCUAAAGCUUCAGUUACAGAUAAUGUCAAUGGGAAGUGGAUUAUGGCCACUUAUGAUGCUACCUGCUGCGGCAGCGCCUCACAUGAAUGGACCGCAUUUAUCGCAGUUGGUGGGAGCUGGAAUGGGAUUCAGGCCACCAGAGCUUCCUCUUCCACCACUAUCUGCUAUCACAGACACCAGACUUCAUCAGAUGUUUGGUUUCCCCAACCAAAUACCAACUAUGCCAAUGCCUCACGCACCUUUCUUCCCCGUCACCGGAAAUUCUCCCACACAACCACACUUGGCCGCCACCACCGCACCUACACAACAUCUUGCUAAAUCUGCUGCAUCUCUUCAGGUCUCACUCCCCACCAACUUGGACCCUCUGGAAAAUGCAACAAAUCAACUGCAGAAUCCAGUGUCCUUUCAUCCCCACGGCAUCAGUACUCCUUUCAUUUUUCCACAAAAGUAGAGGUAAAUGUACAGAGAGGGAAAGUAGAGAGUGAUGAAAUUAAGAAAUUAGAUUAGAGAAGUUCGUGUAGAAUUUUGUUUACCGUUUUCAAAAUUACACUGUACAUUUUUCUCAUCAUAGAACUCAGUUGCAGAAUCUGACAUUUCACAGUUUCAUGCGUGCUUUAGCCUUGUACUUUACUGGUGUUUUUACCCGUGGAAUACAUGGGAUUAAACACAUAGUUCAAGUAUCUUUUUUGGAAGCCUAGGAAAAUGAUAAAAAAGAAACAUUAAUGUCAAAGAAAUAAAAAAAAUUAAAAUGUAAUAUAUUUCUUGAACAGUUCAGUAUAAAGAAUAGAACAAUAGAGACAGAAAGUAGUAAAACGUGUUUUGCAUACCUUGUUUUGUAAGGAGAUGGUGGCAGAUUGACCUGUAACCCGUGAGUAAAAUAGAAGUGGGUUAGCCCGUAUGACUGACCCGUAACCUGUCAACCUCAUCAUUCAUCUCUACUUCUGUGAUGGCUUUUUCUGUGGCUGCUUGUUUUUCUUCAACACCAUUGAUGUCAAGAUUAUCCUCCUUUGUCUCUAGUUGAAGUUCCUUGUAAUAUUUAUUCAAUUCCUAGUUAUUAAAUUUGUAAGUAGCAAUUAUGAUUUGCUCCUCUUCUUCAUUCAUGUCAUCGUUAUCAGAUACUUCAGUGGAGGAUUUAGAUCCGUCGUCCUCAUCACUAGUGUAAACUAGGAGAUUAUUAACUCUUCAGUCACUUCAUAACUUGUAUCUGAUGAUUGAGCGGCUUCAGCCAAGUUUUCUGAUUUAGAACCUGACAAUGCCACAACAUUCUCACGUUUGGGCCAGGUUAUCAGGGAUCUUUGUUUUCAUCACAACCUUUAGGUAUAAAGAAAGACAAUAUUAUAAUGAGUAAUUCGUAUGAAUUAUGAAUGGAUCAAAUAUGGUUUCCUCUUAUACAACAGUAAUUAAGUAAUUGAGUUGC
This is a messenger RNA of Vigna radiata var. radiata (mung bean), 2694 nucleotides long. Its product is annotated as transcription factor PIF3. The coding region runs from base 247 to 1728 and encodes 493 amino acids. Gene Ontology annotation, biological process: regulation of DNA-templated transcription. The transcript is spliced from 6 exons. The record is from RefSeq and is a predicted model, not a curated record. Gene Ontology annotation, molecular function: DNA-binding transcription factor activity; protein dimerization activity. NCBI's taxonomy places the organism in Eukaryota, Viridiplantae, Streptophyta, Magnoliopsida, Fabales, Fabaceae.